AAUAAAAUAUUUUUAAUGGCGUAAUUUUUUUAAAUGGAUGAAAAAUUAAUCAUUGCAUAGACUUUUGAAAAAAUGCCUUACCAAUUAUAAGUAAAAUGUAUUGUGUGCUAGAAAAUUUAUAAUAAAUAUCAAAUAAAGAAUGUGCAAGUUUUACAAACUAAUACAUAAUACAUAUAAUAUAUACAGAAUGUGAUACAUAAAAAACAACUGUUUCGAAAUCUAAUUAUUGACGAUUCAAGAUUAUUGAAUUAUUCUUAUAGUAUAAUAUCUAGUAUUAGCCUAGAGUCUAAGCUAAUAAUAAUAUACACGUCGGUCUUAAGACUUCUGUGAAUAUCAUUGUUGUUAUGAAAAAUAUUAUUAUAUGUGCCUUGGUGGUCGAAUUGGCUAGGACACUUGCAUGAAAUGUUGGCAGGUUUAAACCCUGGCCAAGGUAAUAUUUUUCGCAACAGAUUUUUUAUUUUUUCAGGGAUAGGGAGAUCUUAAAAGGUGCUAUGUUUGUGUUAAUAAUAUAACAUUGACCAAUCAAUUUAAUUUUAUUAUAUUACUUAUUCUGAUUCAAUCUAAGAGCUGUGUUUGAAACCGAAAGUAACGGCAUACGGUUCGAAAAACUCAAUAAUUGUACGUAAAAUCACCAGAAAUAUUAUUUCAGUGACAACAUCCUACUAUAAUCAUGUAUAUGCCUAUUUCGUCCUUUAUUAUUCUUUAAAAAUUUGGAAACGUUAACACUUUGACAAAAAAAAAAAGACUUUUUUCAUACACCAGAACGAGACUAGUCGGUUCCUACAGUUUUUUGCGUGCUGAAUACGAAUCUCCUGUCCAAAUUGCUCUAUUAUGUCACAAUUUUGAGAAAUUUGCAAUUAAAGUUGUAAAAGAUUAUUUUCACUUUGAUUUAUUCAGUUCCAAUUUUCUUUUCAAUUUUAUUCAGUCAAGUAAGCGACUGAUGCUCGCAAAAUUUUCCAGGUACGCGAUCCCGCCGCCACGGUCAGUUACUCGAAGGUGAAACAACCGGAGCCACUGGCAUUCACGCGAGCGGAACUGGCCGCGUUAUACAAAAAGGCCUUGGAAAAAGGGUCAGCAAUCAACCUGGAGUCGUUAACGCAGAUUCUCAAUGCUGCGGGCAAUGGCAACACACCGCCUCAAGCCGGUCAUCCGCAGCUACCGGUUAAACCAAUGUACAACUAUUACUUCUUCCCGCUAAAGAGCUUUGCGUCCGAAUUGCAGAGGGAUCAUCAGACCGCGAUGGUUCCAAUAUAUGCUGCCACGGACACUGCAGAGAGCACUCAGAAGCAGCUUAUGAAUCCGCUCUUCGUGGCGAUUGGCACGUUCAUUAGCAUGGCGCUUCUGUUUAUGAUGGGCGUACUGUUUUUACCGAAACUGCCGCAAUUGGGACUCUUUAACGCGCGAGUGGCCGAUAACGACGACUUUUUGCAUCUAACGACUCUUGUAAUGAAUGCCAUAGACGGACACAAUCGCUGGCAGAAUUUCAGCACAGCUAGCUGAGAAUAAAACGUGUCGCAUUUUUUUAUGUUAGAGAUUGAAAAUAUCUGUAAACAUUUAUAUCGUAUUUUACGUAAAAUAUUUGGACGACGAUUGAAAAAAAAAUAAUUACAUUACUAAGG
This is a messenger RNA of Solenopsis invicta (red fire ant), 1619 nucleotides long. RefSeq lists its product as uncharacterized. The coding region runs from base 1171 to 1500 and encodes 109 amino acids. The record is from RefSeq and is a predicted model, not a curated record. The transcript has 2 exons. NCBI's taxonomy places the organism in Eukaryota, Metazoa, Arthropoda, Insecta, Hymenoptera, Formicidae.